This is a messenger RNA of Myiozetetes cayanensis, 370 nucleotides long. It is a transcript of the gene POLR2K, whose product is annotated as RNA polymerase II, I and III subunit K. Lineage: Eukaryota; Metazoa; Chordata; Aves; Passeriformes; Tyrannidae. The coding region runs from base 22 to 198 and encodes 58 amino acids. The record is from RefSeq and is a predicted model, not a curated record. The transcript is spliced from 4 exons. Gene Ontology annotation, biological process: DNA-templated transcription. Gene Ontology annotation, molecular function: DNA-directed RNA polymerase activity; DNA binding; zinc ion binding. Gene Ontology annotation, cellular component: RNA polymerase I complex; RNA polymerase III complex; RNA polymerase II, core complex.
GGCAGUGAGCGGCAGUGGGACAUGGAUUCACAGAAGGAUGUUCAGCCUCCAAAGCAACAGCCAAUGAUUUACAUUUGUGGAGAAUGUCAUACAGAAAAUGAAAUAAAGGCAAGAGAUCCUAUCAGAUGCAGAGAAUGUGGCUACAGAAUAAUGUACAAGAAAAGGACCAAAAGAUUGGUGGUUUUUGAUGCCCGAUGAUAUCUGCUGAAGAUACAGUGACUUCAUGAUGCAGUUUAGUCUUUCUGAUAACUUUGCUCUGUAAAACUAUUUGUGUACAAAUGCACACUCUUAUUUGUGUUUUAGGAGAUUAUUAAAGUUUACUGUAAUACUAAAUUUUGUCUAUACUGUGUUCCAGCAAUAGAUUUCUAAA